AGUAGUAGUAGCACGAGCAAUAGCAGCAGUAGUAGUGGUAGCACGAGCAAUAGCAGUAGUAGUAGUAGCACGAGCAAUAGCAGUAGUAGUAGUAGUAGUGGUAGCACGAGCAAUAGCAGUAGUAGUAGUGGUAGCACGAGCAAUAGCAGCAGUAGUAGUAGUAGUGGUAGCACGAGCAAUAGCAGUAGUAGUAGUAGUAGCACGAGCAAUAGCAGCAGUAGUAGUGGUAGCACGAGCAAUAGCAGUAGUAGUAGUAGCACGAGCAAUAGCAGUAGUAGUAGUAGUAGUGGUAGCACGAGCAAUAGCAGUAGUAGUAGUGGUAGCACGAGCAAUAGCAGCAGUAGUAGUAGUAGUGGUAGCACGAGCAAUAGCAGUAGUAGUAGUGGUAGCACGAGCAAUAGCAGCAGUAGUAGUAGUAGUGGUAGCACGAGCAAUAGCAGUAGUAGUAGUGGUAGCACGAGCAAUAGCAGUAGUAGUAGUAGUAGCACGAGCAAUAGCAGUAGUAGUAGUGGUAGCACGAGCAAUAGCAGUAGUAGUAGUAGUAGCACGAGCAAUAGCAGUAGUAGUAGUGGUAGCACGAGCAAUAGCAGUAGUAGUAGUAGUAGCACGAGCAAUAGCAGCAGUAGUAGUAGUAGUGGUAGCACGAGCAAUAGCAGUAGUAGUAGUGGUAGCACGAGC
This is a messenger RNA of Penaeus indicus, 678 nucleotides long. RefSeq lists its product as uncharacterized. The transcript has a single exon. The annotation marks the transcript as partial. The record is from RefSeq and is a predicted model, not a curated record. Lineage: Eukaryota; Metazoa; Arthropoda; Malacostraca; Decapoda; Penaeidae.